UGUGACAUUUAAACGGUUUUUAAGCGAAUUUUUCUAAAAUGGGUAGACGAGUUUCUAUUAGAGGAAAAAUAAAGCCUCUCCCAAUUGCAAAAGUUCCAAUUGUAAAAGUUCCAAUUGUAAAAGUUCCAAUUGUAAAAGUCCACCACUACGGAGGCGUGCAACCUUCCAUUAUAACAAAUGAUGUUUCUGUAACUAGGAUAUCGGGUGUAGGGAUUUCCUUUAUUUGCUUUGGUGUCCUUGCUUUUGUGAUUUUUGCAAUUUGUUUAUGGAUCUACUUAUGCAGUGACGAGGAAGAAGAAGAGAUUGUGAUAGAAGAAUUUGAUUCUCCUGUGGUCGUGACCUCUGCCACACAUACGGCUCCAGGUGGUUAUCCAGUUACUCAAUUGCCCCCACCUGGCUAUCCACCAAAUCCUCCAAAUGUCUAUUCCCCUGCACCAUACCCAGCUCAGACAACGGGUAAUGUGACUGUUCAAAUGCCCAUGCCACAGCCAGGCAUGCCCACACAUGGGGUUACUCCAUAUCCGCCUAUGCCACAGCCUGGCAGUAUGAAUCCUCCCUCAUAUGAUAUGGCUGUGGCCAAUCCGGGACCCAGUGUCAUACCCUCUAGCUAUGAGAAGCAAGCGCCUUAUAAUCCCACCUAUGGACAAUAGAAUUUUUUUAUUUUUUGCAUCUGAAACCAAAAAUUGAAGACUGGCGAUGCGACUUCAACGACUCAUUAAAAGAAAAAGAAAAAGAAAUGCACAAAAAGUUACAACUUUAUUUAUGAAACGAAAAGAAAGAACUAAAAACAAAAGUCAAAUGUGUUUUUCACUUACAUUUAAUGUGAAUAAUUAGCUUUAUCCUGUUUAUUGUUGUUUAAAAGAAGUAUUUUCUCUAAAAAGUGAAAUGUAUUCCAUUUAUUUUUACACAACCAAAGUGAAAGAGCACUCAAAAAAAAAAACAAAAAAUGUUGCUUUUUUCGUCAAUUCGAUUUAAAUUUUUGUCCUUAGACACACACACAGACACACACAAACAUAGGAUUGUGAUGUAUGUAUGCAUAUACCUUUUAAGUGCUUUAAUUUAAUUUAUAUAUACAAACAUAUAUUAAGAUGAAAUGAAAAAAAAAAAUAAAACGAAAGUAAUAAAACAAAAGAACCUCAAAUGGUUCAAAACAUAAA
This is a messenger RNA of Drosophila willistoni, 1157 nucleotides long. Its product is annotated as extensin. The record is from RefSeq and is a predicted model, not a curated record. The coding region runs from base 39 to 650 and encodes 203 amino acids. The transcript has 4 exons. NCBI's taxonomy places the organism in Eukaryota, Metazoa, Arthropoda, Insecta, Diptera, Drosophilidae.